Molecule: messenger RNA, 849 nt
Organism: Paramecium tetraurelia
Lineage: Eukaryota; Ciliophora; Oligohymenophorea; Peniculida; Parameciidae
Exons: 2
Source: RefSeq, a predicted model, not a curated record
AUGAAUUAUAAGCCCAAUUUAAAGAUGGAUAGCACUUCUGGAUCAUUUAAAAAAUAAGAAUAAGCUUUGUCUUUAGAGGGCACAUAAAAAUCAGAUUCUACUGUUAUCAAUUCGAAACCCAAUUUUGCCAGCAAACCAUCUUUCAAUAUUCGCAACCGUUCCACUCAACCACUAGAAUAAGAAACUUAGUUAACAAGCACUAAUGAUGAAUUCUUUAAAACAGGGACGUUUCAAGAGAAAGUACCUCUUAAGGAUAGAAUCUAACGAUCAGACGAAAAGAAAAAUACAGCUCCUCUCAAUCAAGGACUUUACUUACCUGGACAGGAGGAGUUAUUUAGGAAAUAAAUCUAAGUCGAAAAGAAGGAAGUCUAAUAAACUUAAGAAAAAAAAGAAGUUUACUAGGGUAAACAAACUUAAUCAGAUUCCUAUAUGCCUUCUAUUGGUAAUCAGAAUAAACGAGAAGCAGCAUUAUUAGGGUCAAAAAAUCCCAUUGAAAAUAAAUUAGCAGUGGCAGAUCAAACCAAAGUGCAAUAAUAACUUGAGGAAGCUGAACCAAUUGAAGAUCUAGAAUUAGUGCUUUGUCCUGAGGGUUGUGGAAGACAAUUUAAAUAGGAUGUUUUAGAAAAGCAUACUAAAGUGUGCAAACAAGUUUUUCAAUAGAAAAGAUAAGAAUUCAACUCCAAAUAAGCAAGAAUAGUUUCAAAUGAUUAAUAAAAAUUAAUGCGACAAGGUUAAAUAAAGGAGAAGCAAUUAUAAAAGAAAUAGGGCAAAGCUCCUCUAGAUCCAAAUUGGAAAAAACAAUCUGAAGAAUUGCGAAAUAUAAUAAAAGAUCAGAAGUAAUAGCAAUGA